Cyprinus carpio (common carp) is the source of this 1610-nucleotide messenger RNA. RefSeq names its product tumor necrosis factor receptor superfamily member 3-like. Gene Ontology annotation, cellular component: external side of plasma membrane; CD40 receptor complex; membrane. The record is from RefSeq and is a predicted model, not a curated record. Gene Ontology annotation, biological process: TRIF-dependent toll-like receptor signaling pathway; positive regulation of transcription by RNA polymerase II; apoptotic process. Lineage: Eukaryota; Metazoa; Chordata; Actinopteri; Cypriniformes; Cyprinidae. Gene Ontology annotation, molecular function: antigen binding; CD154 receptor binding; transmembrane signaling receptor activity.
GAAUGCAAGCACAAGUGCAGAGGGUGGAUAGCGGUAGUGGGGCUUUCCAGCGCAGAGGGCAGAAAAAGAGUAACAGAGGGGGUUAAGAGUGGGUGAAGUAAACCGACACAGAAAGGAAAGAAAAAAAUGAUUCCCUUACCUGCAGUGGAUCAACUGAGACAUACAACAGAAAGAGAGAGGAAGCAAGCGUGACAGACAGACAGAAAAGAAAAGAGAAGAAGACAAUUGACGCAAUAGCACGGGUCAGCAUGACCAAAUAAUCAUCAAUUCCUUGGUAACUUACAUAAAUAGAUCAAUCAUUUCCGUAAUUUGUGUUAAGGGUUGUAUACGUCAACAGACUUCAUAUGACUGUAAAGUAAUCACACUGAAAGGACCGAAUCGAGACAACGGUGAACAUAACCAAGAUGGGAGAAGUGAAAUGCAAAUGUCCAAAAGGAAAAUAUAUGCUUUCCAGUUGUAAUGCCACAUCGGAUAUAGUGUGCCAAACCUGCCCACGGCGAACAUUUAUUGAUCAGGAAAACAAAAUGAGCCAGUGUCGAGCCUGCAGGGAGUGUUCCAACACCAGCAACAUGGAGAUGGAAAAGGAGUGUGAGGCAGACAAAAACACACAGUGCAGGUGUAAGCCGGGAUACUACUGUACACACAUAAGUGAAUCCCACUGCGAUUACUGCAGUCCGGUCUCCACGUGUCCUCCAGGGAUGGGAGUUGCCUUUCAUCACAUGUUCAAGAAAGACACUGUGUGCAUACCCUGCCCAGAAGGAACCUACAGCGAUGUGCAGGACUACUUUUCCAGCUGCAAAAAUCAUACAAGUUGUGAUGAUUUGGGUCGAGAUAUGAAAGUGCCUGGGACCAGCAAAUCAGAUGUUGUGUGUGGAAAUUUUAAACCAUGUACUACAUCUUGUUCUUGGUUGUUACCUGCUAGUCUGUGGGCAGGGAUCGUGAUUACUGCCCUGAUUCUAUUUUUGAUCCUGUUUAUAAUUUAUUGGAGAAACAAACGUCAGUCAAAAAGAUUAGAGAUUUCUUUAAGCCACAUCUCGCCGGUGCUUCCUCCAGACAUCCUGAAAUACCCUGCAGACUGUGAUGUGGAGAAACAUGCAGAACAUCAGCAACUCACACAUUUAGUUGGAAAUUAUUCAGAAAUGGACAGCAGCAUACAGUGUGAUGGAUUUAUGCCAACGAUGACAAUGUCAAAGAAAUACGGCCCCUCAGCUGCCACAAACAGAUAUACAGACAGCAUCACGUGCCACUCGAACUGUCAGUCGGAGCCACAGGAGUCUGAAUGGAACGAUUAACUCUGGCACAUUAACUUCCUAUUAACCUGACAAUUAUAUAUACUUAUAUAUAUAGUGUGUUUUUUUUCUACCAGUGAAUAAGCUUUACUUCGGUUCUGGUAGAAUGUGUAAAAAACUUUGUUUUUUUUGGUUUUUUUUUAUGGGACAAAAAUUCAUUGAAUAGGCCUACACAUUUCACAAAACCUGUAUUAAUGAAAACAACAGAUACUGCAGUAACACAAUAUGGUCUCUCUUGUAGUAAUAACAAUAUAUUGUCUUUAGUUAAGAUACUACUUAAGAUUUCAUUUUUAAUAAACAUUUGGUAUUUGAUUAAUCCCA